AUGGGUGGCAAAGCCUUCGCAAACCACAAUCCUCCCCUGCAGACGCCGCGGAUGCCAGGUUCAGUCUACCAUGAAGUCAAGAGACGCGUGGAACACCGACUCUCCAAGGCCUUCUCUGUUGUUCGCUUCCCCAUCGAGGGACCGGCAAAGCAGGACUUUGGCGACGUCGACGUCUUCGUGACGGGUCCCAGAUUCCAGAGCCAAGGAGACGAGUACACCAGAAGGGAGUACCUUGACCACAUCAGCGCUGUCCUCGGAGCUACAGCCGUUAUUGAAGAUGCAGGAGUUCAGGAGCCGUCUGGUCACUUUGCUAUCCCUUGGCCUCGCGACCUCGAACACCUUUCCGACUCGCCUAACCCUCAAGAGCCGACCUAUGCCGUGGCCGGACCUUCGACUAGUCCCAGUACCUCUGCUCAAAUCGACUCUCCAACUCCUCGCAGCUUCUCCGCGCAGAUCGGCAAUUCACCUUAUCCCAGCUUCCCUGCUCAAGUCGGCACUUCUACUCAUCCUGGCGCUUCUGCUCCCGCCGUUCGCUCUCCUUACGGCAGUGUUUCUACGCCUAGCAAUGCUUCUCCUUCUACCCCUGUCACUGCUACCACUCCCACUCUCCCUUCUUUCCCUGCUGUUCCUUCUGCACACUCCAACGCUGUUACUCCUACCGAAUUCCCCCUUCCAAGAUCUCGUUUCGACGGAACUCAUGCCAAACCGAAUCAGCGUCCAGACUGGCCUCGUUCAACAGAGCUCGAGAUGACCCUCCCUGAUCGAGAGUUCAGACAUGUCAGUGGUGCCCAGCAACGAGGCGGCAGAUCUAGAAGUCUUCCUCCCGUUCGCCAAGACCCAGAACAGAUUGCCCCCCGACAAUCAAGACGCUCCCGGUCAGGCUCCGCUCGCCCCUACUCCCGAAGAGGACCGCCGCGUUGGGAAGAACCCACCAAUGAAAACAGCAACUCCCAAGAGGAGUCUGUUUCUGCCCCCUUCUCCCGACUCAGCUUCGCCCCUGAUCUCCCGUCCAGCCGUCCCAUCACCCCAGCACGAGAGCGUCGUCUUCACAUCCAGGUCGACGUCCAAGUCUUCGACUCGUCAAGCCGGUUGCACUACAUGCUCUUCCAUCACGCCCAUGGAGACAUAUGGCAACUCCUGGGAAACGUGAUCAAGCCCUACGGUCUAACCGUAGACGACAAAGGACUCUGGCUGCGCAUCCCGGAGAUCGAGGACGCCGACAGGAAGAGGUCAAAGGUCUGGGUCACCGGGGACCCAGGCGAGAUCCUAGACUUCCUUGGCCUGCCGUACACCCGGUAUUGGGCAGGUCCCUUUAGGGACCUGUACCAGAUGUACGAGUAUGUGGCCAACUGCGUCACGUUCUGGGUUCCCUCCGCCGACGAGACCGAGUCGGCUCUCCGCGCCAACGACCGGCGACGGAUGAAGCAGCGUCCCGCCUACCGAAAGUGGGUAGAGGAGUUCAAGCCUCUUUGCCGAGCGCAAGGCCGGUUCUCCGACGAGCCCAUGACCCGCGACCAAGUUCGCGGUCGUGCCUUUGCGAGGUUCAAUGUACGCCAGACCUACAUGACCGAGCGCCGGGCCUUCUUGGUCGAAGACCAGAAGCGCCACAUCCUCAAGACCAUCAUCGAGAGGAUUGUUCCGCUCCCAGCGGAGGGCGCCGCAAAGGAGGACUUCCUGUACAGGACAGUCCUGGUCAGGGCUCUGAAGGAGAUCGUCCUCGACUGGAACCGGGGGUUAUAUAGUAUUAUGGCCCCUGGGAACCUUCGGGAUGACGAAGGUUUCUACCAUCUUGGUAGAACCGAGUCAUUCGUCCUUGAGUACAAGGACAGGAUCGGCAAGGAGGCCAUGGACCUCCACCACCGGAGGAUGAGGGAGAAGAGGUCACAUGAGCAGCCAAGCCGGGUUUAG
Fusarium keratoplasticum is the source of this 1908-nucleotide messenger RNA. RefSeq lists its product as uncharacterized. The coding region runs from base 1 to 1908 and encodes 635 amino acids. The record is from RefSeq and is a predicted model, not a curated record. NCBI's taxonomy places the organism in Eukaryota, Fungi, Ascomycota, Sordariomycetes, Hypocreales, Nectriaceae. The transcript is spliced from 4 exons.